AAAGCCACAUUCUUGAGGAUGUGAACAAGUGUAUCAUUGCCCUGCGGGAGCAGAGCGCGGACAGCCUCGAUCGCGCGGCGGGCGCCAUCCGGGGCCGCGCCUCCAGAGUGGCUCACAUUGUUUCGGGCGAGAUGGACAACUAUGAACCAGGGGCUUACACUGAAGGAGUGAUGACACAUGUUCAGUAUCUGACCAAGACUGUGAUUCCAGAGUUUAUUAGUCAAGUAAAUACUGCAUUGGAGAGCUUAAGCAAGAACACAGUGCAUCUGUUUGAUGACAACCAGUUCGUGGAUAUAUCCAAGAAGGUGUAUGAUACAAUUCACAACAUCAGAUGCUCUGUCAUGAUGAUUCGGACACCUGAGGAGCUGGAAGAUGUGUCUGACCUUGAAGAAGAUCACGAUGCACGUAGUCGUACGAGUAUUCAGACUGAAGGGAAAACUGACAGGGCCAAGAUGACUCAGCUGCCAGAGGCUGAAAAGGAAAAGAUAGCUGAGCAAGUGGCUGACUUCAAAAAAGUCAAGAGUAAGCUUGAUGCAGAGAUUGAAAUAUGGGAUGAUACCAGCAAUGACAUCAUCGUUUUGGCCAAGAGGAUGUGUGUUAUUAUGAUGGAGAUGACUGACUUCACAAGGGGUAGAGGACCACUGAAGAACACAUCUGAUGUAAUUAAUGCAGCAAAAAUGAUUUCAGAGUCAGGAUCAAGGAUGGAUGUCCUAGCACGGCUGAUUGCCAAUCAGUGUCCAGACCAAUCGUGUAAACAGGAUUUGUUGGCUUACCUAGAACAGAUCAAGCUGUAUUCCCAUCAGCUCAAAAUCUGCAGUCAAGUUAAAGCAGAAAUCCAGAAUCUAGGUGGAGAGCUCAUCAUGUCUGCUUUGGAUAGCGUCACUUCACUAAUUCAGGCUGCCAAAAAUUUAAUGAAUGCUGUGGUGCAAACAGUGAAGAUGUCCUACAUUGCAUCCACAAAGAUUAUCAAGAUUCAGAGUCCUACUGGCCCACGACAUCCUGUUGUAAUGUGGAGAAUGAAGGCUCCAGAGAAGAAACCCCUCAUUAAAAGAGAGAAGCCAGAGGAAAUCUAUGCGGCUGUCAGAAAAGGCUCCGCAAAGAAAAGAAUCCAUCCUGUUCAAGUCAUGAGUGAAUUUAGAGGCAGAGAAAUAGUUUAA
Molecule: messenger RNA, 1157 nt
Organism: Merops nubicus (carmine bee-eater)
Lineage: Eukaryota; Metazoa; Chordata; Aves; Coraciiformes; Meropidae
Gene: CTNNA3
Product: catenin (cadherin-associated protein), alpha 3
Exons: 7
Biological process (GO): cell migration; cell-cell adhesion
Cellular component (GO): adherens junction; fascia adherens
Molecular function (GO): beta-catenin binding; actin filament binding; cadherin binding
Source: RefSeq, a predicted model, not a curated record